AUGAAUAAUUUCGUAUUUCCCGAAGAAUUGAGUUUUUUCGUUGAAAGUAUACGCCCGUUUGAAAUUCGUGAUGUGGGCUCUGAUAAAUGGCUCGAUGUCCAUGAAAUGACUAUAAAAUUAAGUCAGCAGGCAAUAUUGGAGGCUGCCGAACACCGUGAAGAAGAAGUGAAAGAAAUGUUAAUAUCAUGUGAUAAAUUAAAAAUUCUAAUACACGAAGCGUAUUGUGUGUAUUUAUGGAAGACAAAGGUAUUGCCGCAUCUUUUGGACAUCGAUCCUAAUCCACAGGCCACAUUUUUAAUUUAUACUGUGCUAUAUCAUGAGGGUGCUGUUAUUACACUGCUCGAUGUUGCUUUAUAUCAUUCGAGUGGUUGUGAGGCUUUACAGGAUACGUCAUUGGAUUUAAUUGAUUAUUGCGCCCAAGGUGUGGCACAAGUUAUCGGUUUGGUAAGCAUGGGCUAUCAUGAGAAUGAGGACAACAUUGAUGUCGAUGAGGCAAUACUCACAGAAUUGGAACGCCAAAAGCGGGAUUUAAUUUAUAAAAUCGGUAUACGUUGUAUAUCCAUUCUCAGUUAUUUGGCCGAUAAUUUAAAUUCCUUACCAAUAAGUGCUAUGCGACGUAUGAUUGUAACCCACGAUAUUAUAUGGUUAAUGGCCGAUUUAUUACAAUUUCGACCAUGGCAAAGAAAAACCAAAAAAGGUCUUGAAAAAUAUUUGGAUGAAAAAUGGACAGUGGUCCAUGGUGAAAAUGUGGCAAAAGUGGUGAAGCAUGAAGCUCAGGCAUGGUUUUGUUUGCGGCAAUUACUGUUCAAUCCGAAUGUUAUGCAGUCGUAUGAACUGAACGAUGAGAGAAGGAAACAUUUGGGAAAGUGCCUCGGUUUAUUGCAUGAAUCGUUAUUGGAUCAAUUACCACCACUGAUCGAUUUAAAACAAUAUCUAUGUCAACUUUCAAUGUCGGGUAACACGUCGCCGCCUUCCAAAAAAUCCAAUCUAGUUUUGGAAGAAUUACCGGAAAUAAAAGAAAAUCUAAUUGCUGAAACGGAAAAAUAUGGUGGUUUCUUGGGUAUUGCACAAAUGCAAGAAAAGAUAUUCCUCUGCAAUGAUAAGGAUCAUAUUUUAAAUGUAGCCCAGCGUCUUAAUAUAGCCUAUAAUACGGAUCUAAUGGCGGAAUUAGAAGAAAAGGUAGCCGCAACUAAAGAAAUGAAGAAAGAAGCUUCCAAUGUGGAAUCGAAUAAAAACGGUCAACAAACAUGUGGCAAUUGUCAUGGAAAUGCUGAGAAAAAAUGCUCACAAUGCAAAUCGGUCUAUUAUUGUUCGAGGAAAUGUCAACUGGAUGACUGGCCUAAACACAAAACCAAAUGCAUUAAAAUCGAAUAA
Musca vetustissima is the source of this 1374-nucleotide messenger RNA. RefSeq names its product zinc finger MYND domain-containing protein 10 homolog (gene Zmynd10). The record is from RefSeq and is a predicted model, not a curated record. NCBI's taxonomy places the organism in Eukaryota, Metazoa, Arthropoda, Insecta, Diptera, Muscidae. The coding region runs from base 1 to 1374 and encodes 457 amino acids. The transcript has 4 exons. Gene Ontology annotation, cellular component: centriolar satellite; cytoplasm. Gene Ontology annotation, biological process: motile cilium assembly; inner dynein arm assembly; outer dynein arm assembly.